Molecule: messenger RNA, 1128 nt
Organism: Chilo suppressalis (striped riceborer)
Lineage: Eukaryota; Metazoa; Arthropoda; Insecta; Lepidoptera; Crambidae
Source: the annotation of a GenBank genome assembly
CGGCCGGGCUGGAUAUUUGUGUCUCCGUAAGGAAUAACAGGGCCGGCUGCGCAGAUUCCAGAUGCUGAUGAACUGCGUUGAUGUCGGAACGAAGUCCUCCGAUGUUGCAAAAGUCCACUUUAAAUGUGGAAGAGGAUGCCGCUGAGUAUCUCUUAUUCCUUUUUGUUCCGGCCAUAAUUAUAAGAAAAGUGUGAAAGGUAGAAAGAAAUCACUAAGCCAUCAACAUAAGAGACAAUCGUGCUAUUACUUCGCAAGAGAGUAAGACAAGUUAUGUGGAAAGCUGGCACGGCGGGCGGAAGGGCCCCCGGUCCACACCUGUCACAGCAGUCGGGUCCACUCCGGUCUCCUCCUCCGGCACGACUACUGCUUCAGGGACUCCCAGGGCGGAGAUUACGCGAUCCCUGGGUUCGGGAACCCGUUCAGCUUGCGGGCGGCCAGCGGUCAGCCGUUUCACCGGACUUCUGCCAGGUGGAGGUAUUUCGCCAGUCGGGCAGCUCAGUUUGGAGUAGUACUCAGCCCUACCUCUCUUCCGAGUGUCACUCGUUUGGCACCACCCAGGGGUCACGUGUAGGGUCUCCAGGGUUGCUCCUACGCAAGGAAGGAGUGAAUCUUCGCACGUCGGCGGAACUGGAGAUAGUUAAAGCGAUCAAGGAGAGGGCUUGCUACUUAUCACCCAACCCCUUGAAGGAGGAAACCUUGGACACAGAACGAGCACACUACACUCUACCGGAUGGGACACAGCUGGAGAUUGGUCCGGCGCGGUUCAGAGCACCAGAAGUACUGUUCAGACCUGAUCUCAUCGGUGAAGAAUGCGAAGGUCUCCACGAAGUGCUAAUGUUCGCGAUACAGAAAUCCGACAUGGAUCUCCGUAAAGUGUUGUACCAGAACAUAGUGCUGAGUGGCGGCUCCACGCUGUUCCGGGGAUUCGGGGAUCGACUCCUGGCUGAGAUACGCCGGUUAGCACCCAAGGAUAUGAAGAUUAGGAUCUCAGCGCCCCAAGAGCGUCUCUACUCCACAUGGAUCGGGGGUUCGAUUCUCGCCUCGCUCGACACCUUCCGGAAGAUGUGGGUAUCCAAACGGGAAUACGACGAGGAAGGGCAUCGCGCUGUCCACAGGAAGACAUUCUAG